ACUCUCGCGAGAAAGUGGAAGGUCCGCGCUUGCGCACUGCUGUAGCGCCUAGUGGCUGUGGCAGGUUUGCCGCCGGGUGUGCGAAAGGAGACUACCCCUCUGGAGGCUACUGCGUUCCCUGCGGCUCGUCACCAUGAGCAGCACCUUGGCCAAAAUCGCGGAGAUCGAAGCCGAGAUGGCUCGGACUCAGAAGAACAAGGCCACAGCACACCACCUAGGGCUGCUUAAGGCUCGCCUUGCUAAGCUUCGCAGGGAACUCAUUACUCCAAAAGGUGGUGGUGGUGGUGGGCCAGGAGAAGGAUUUGAUGUUGCCAAGACAGGUGAUGCUCGAAUUGGGUUUGUGGGUUUUCCAUCUGUGGGGAAGUCAACACUGCUUAGUAAUCUGGCGGGAGUCUAUUCCGAGGUGGCAGCCUAUGAGUUCACUACUCUGACCACUGUGCCUGGUGUCAUCAGAUACAAAGGUGCCAAGAUCCAGCUUCUGGAUCUCCCAGGUAUCAUUGAGGGUGCCAAGGAUGGGAAAGGUAGAGGCCGUCAAGUCAUUGCAGUGGCUAGAACGUGUAACUUGAUCUUGAUUGUUCUGGAUGUCCUGAAACCCUUGGGACAUAAGAAGAUAAUUGAAAAUGAGCUGGAAGGCUUUGGCAUUCGCUUGAACAGCAAACCCCCCAACAUUGGCUUUAAGAAGAAGGAUAAGGGAGGCAUUAAUCUCACGGCCACUUGCCCUCAGAGCGAGCUGGAUGCUGAAACUGUGAAGAGCAUUUUGGCUGAAUACAAAAUUCAUAAUGCUGAUGUGACUCUGCGUAGUGAUGCCACAGCGGAUGACCUCAUUGAUGUGGUGGAAGGAAACAGAGUUUAUAUCCCCUGUAUUUAUGUGUUAAAUAAGAUUGAUCAGAUCUCCAUUGAGGAACUGGACAUCAUCUAUAAGGUGCCUCACUGUGUGCCCAUCUCUGCCCAUCACCGCUGGAAUUUUGAUGACCUGUUGGAAAAGAUCUGGGACUAUUUGAAACUAGUGAGGAUUUACACCAAACCCAAAGGCCAGUUGCCAGAUUACACAUCCCCAGUGGUGUUGCCUUACUCCAGGACCACGGUGGAGGAUUUCUGCAUGAAGAUUCACAAAAAUCUUAUCAAAGAAUUUAAAUACGCUCUGGUCUGGGGUCUCUCUGUGAAACACAAUCCUCAGAAAGUGGGUAAAGACCAUACGUUGGAGGACGAGGAUGUCAUUCAGAUUGUGAAGAAGUGAAAUCUUCCCCAUCCACCAUCUGCCGGGCCAACCACAGCAGCUUCCCCCAUGACCAAACACCCGACCCCAAUCCCCGUCUGGCUUUGGCAGCCAGGAUACAGGGGAGGGAGAUGGAGGCUCCCAAAUUGGAACAUCAUUUGUCUUAACUUAGUAUCACCUUGUACGUUGAACUGCAUAAAGGACCUGGUAGGCCAGCCAUCUAUGUACA
Molecule: messenger RNA, 1445 nt
Organism: Camelus dromedarius (Arabian camel)
Lineage: Eukaryota; Metazoa; Chordata; Mammalia; Artiodactyla; Camelidae
Gene: DRG1
Product: developmentally regulated GTP binding protein 1
Exons: 9
Coding region: 134-1237 (367 amino acids)
Biological process (GO): cytoplasmic translation
Cellular component (GO): cytoplasm
Molecular function (GO): GTP binding; GTPase activity
Source: RefSeq, a predicted model, not a curated record